AGUCCAGCGGGCACCAUGAGGAGAGCCGGAGAACAAGCGGGUCUCCUUUUGUUCUACCUGAUGGUCGUAAUCCAACGAGGGGCGCAGGAUUCCUCCUGCCCAGAAUUUAAGGCCCUGGGCCUGAAUGGCAACGAGACAAUAGCCAUCGUGCGGGGGAGUCCGGGCCUGCCAGGGGCACGAGGGCCACAGGGCCCUCCUGGCAUUCCAGGGGCCAAAGGUGAAAGGGGCUCGCAGGGAAUCCCCGGGAAAGUUGGAGCCCCUGGGCCAAAAGGUAAGAGGGGGGUUUCGGAUUCCGGGAGACCCUAAAAGGGGGGCAAGAAAGGCGACCCAGGAGAAAUGGAUGAGAAGAGGCUGGAGGUGCUCCAGUGCAAGCAAGGUGCCCGAAACUGCAAAGAGCUCUUGAAAAGGGGGAUGGUCCUGAGUGGCUGGUACACCAUCUACCCCCAGGACUGUAAGCCCCUGGAGGUGCUGUGCGACAUGGACACCGACGGAGGCGGGUGGAUUGUCUUCCAAAGGCGGUCGGAUGGCUCGGUGGACUUUUUCCGGGACUGGGCUGCCUACAAGAGAGGAUUUGGAAACCAGCUGACCGAAUUCUGGUUGGGCAACGACAACCUUCACCGCUUGACCUCUCUGGGAAAGAACGAAUUGCGUGUCGACUUGAUGGAUUUCAACCAUACGGAAUCCUUCGCCAAAUAUGCGUCCUUCCAGGUGGCGGCAGAAUCCGACUGGUAUCGGCUAACUCUGGGCGCUUUCAAGGGGGGCCCUGCAGGUGACUCGCUCUCCCACCACAACCACAUGCCUUUCUCCACCCGAGACAAGCGGCAGGACCCCAAGAAGUUCAACUGCGCUGAGAGGUACAAGGGGGCCUGGUGGUACAAGAGCUGCCACAACUCCAACCUCAACGGGAGAUAUUGGCUGGGAGAACACCAGUCUCUUGGGGACGGAAUCAACUGGAACAGUGGCAAAGGCAUAUACUACUCCUACAAGCGCUCCGAAAUGAAAAUCCGGCCUGUGGCUUAGGCGGCUCCUUCAGCUGAUGGGCCUUUCCUUCUGUGGGGUGCCAAAGGGCAUCCAGUCCACCCCCUCUGCUUUCGAUAUGUUACCUUGAUAUUUUACAAAAUUCACAGGGUUCAAUGAUUUUGCAGAAUUGGCGGGGGGGGAGGGGCUUUUCCCAUUUGCUCCCCCUCAGCUCUACUGGAGUAGGGCAGCCAAUGAAUGUUAAAUAAAUAAAUAAACAGAAAUAUGAUCUUCAACCAAGC
Molecule: messenger RNA, 1259 nt
Organism: Pseudonaja textilis
Lineage: Eukaryota; Metazoa; Chordata; Lepidosauria; Squamata; Elapidae
Source: RefSeq, a predicted model, not a curated record